CCUAGACCCAAAGUUGUCAGGCAAGCGCAUCUUGCACGCAUGCGCAUCCUUCUGUCCAGCUCUAAAUAAGAGUUAAAAGAGAAACGAGGUUGGGGAUAUCAGAGGAGUGGGAAUGACUGACACUCCACCCAGUGAUGGCCCCUCCCAGGGAGCUGAGUUUGAUAUGAUAAGUGCUCUAGACUGGAAGGAUGGUAUCGGUACGCUCCCAGGGAGUAACAUCACGUUUCGUAUGACAGAGUUUGGGACUCUUGAGCUUGUCUCAGACCUAGAGGUCAAAGGGCAGGAGGCAGAGCCUAACCGUGAGUCCUUGGACCCAGCUCCUUCUCACACUCCCACCCCUCCACCAGAGGGCCAAUCACAGACUGGCACAGCUGCAGCUCCAGCCAAUCAGAGUCAGCCAGGAUCAUCUAAAGGUAAAGCUCCUGGUGCUGUUCUUCUGUCUUUAGAGGACAGCCCCAGUGUGGAGGUUGGUCCCAGUAUUGAAGUUGGCCCUAGUGCCGACAUGGGUUCAAAUGGGGAACUGUCAAGGUGCCGGACCUGUGGUGGCAGUGUUUCCCAAGAUGCCCUCUUUCAGGGUAAAUUCUGUAGCUCCAUUUGUGCUCAGCCCUCCAGUGGCAGGUCGUCUCCAGGGGAAGCAAGAGAGAGUCAGGCAGUUGAAGGUGAGAGGCUGGGUAAACGUGUGCGCAAAAAGAGGAAGAUCUACAUGGAUUCUGGUGAAGAAGAGGAAGAAAACCAAGAGGAACCAGAGGAAAAGGCCAAAACUACAAAAGGCAAGAGAGGGGCCAAAAUUGUCAAACUGGUGACUGCCCCACCCAAUAAGAAGCGGGCAUGGAGCUGGUCUGCUUACCUGGAAGAGGAGAAGGCCAUUGCUGCUCCUGUAAAGCUAUUCAAAGAGCACCAGUCAUUUCCCCAAAGCAGGAACAGUUUUAAGGUGGGGAUGAAACUGGAGGGACUGGACCCAUCUCACCCAUCUCUGUUCUGUGUGCUCACUGCUGCAGAGAUCCAAGGCUACAGGGUAAGGCUUCACUUUGAUGGUUACCCAGAAUGCUACGACUUCUGGGCUAAUGCUGACUCGUGGGAUCUGAAACCUGCUGGCUGGUGUGAGAAGAAUGGACACAAGUUAUUGUUGCCUAAAGGGUGUAAGGAUGGAGAGUUUAAUUGGGGCAUGUAUGUGAAGAACUGCAGGGGUCAGCUGGCCCCAAAACAUCUUUUCAAAAGCCUCAACACAUCUGUGACUCCAUCUGGAUUUAGAGCAGGGAUGAAGCUAGAGGCUGUCGACAGGAAGAAUCCAUCUUUAAUCUGUGUAGCAACCAUUGCUGCUGUCGUUGACAACCGCCUGCUCAUUCAUUUUGACAACUGGGAUGACACAUAUGACUACUGGUGUGAUGCUAGCAGCCCAUACAUCCAUCCUGUUGGCUACUGUGAAGAGGCUAAGCUAACUUUGACCACCCCAGCUGGUAAGACACAGACCAAGACACCUGUGGAGUAUAAACAUCCCAAGAGUUUCUCUUGGGAAAAAUACCUGGAAGAGACAGGCACACAGGCUGCACCAGCUCGAGCGUUCAAACCGCGACCUCCACAUGGCUUCCAGAUUGGGAUGAAGGUGGAAGCUGUUGAUAAGAGGAACCCCAUGCUCAUCCGUGUUGCAACUAUAGUGGACACAGAGGACCAUCGGCUAAAGAUCCAUUUUGAUGGCUGGAGUUCAGAGUAUGAUUACUGGGUGGAGACAGACUGCCCUGAUCUGCAUCCUGUAGGCUGGUGUCAGAAAACUGGACACCCGCUACAGUACCCUAACGGCUCCAGUGACGUAUUGACUGCCCCAGGACAAGGAUGUCCUACAGUAGGAUGCAACGGGGUCGGCCACAUCAGGGGACCUCGCUAUGGGACCCACUACACACAGGUGAGCUGCCCCUACUCUGAGAUGAAUCUGAACAAGGAGGGCUUGCUGCCAGACCGCCUCAGUGGAGAACGACCUCUCACCCUCUGCGGACCUCAUCCUCGUGGGCGACGCCCCGAUCCUCACACAAACACUACGUCACAGAUUUCUGCAACACCAGAGCAACCUGAAGGAGCAGAGGACUCCCAGAACAGGUUUGCUGCUGAACACGUACAAGGCUGUACAGAGGCUGUGCCUCUGCAGAAACGGAAACCGGCAGCAGUGGAGGCUGAGCGUUUAGUGCGCAUCAACCAGCCCGAGCCAUCAGGUGGAGCCAUUGAGCAGAGCCACAAUGGAACAAGGCCUAAACGGGUUGCCCCAGUCCCUAAAUACCUGAAGAUGCAUUAUGUUAAAGAAGAGAUUGGCGACAGUAAAGCCUCUCCAGAUGCCAUCUCUCUGCAGCAAGCCCUCCAUGAGUCUGUGUUCUCCCCCGGCAUCUCUGCCUCCCCCCCGCACCGGGUGGCUCUCUGCUGGGACAAACACUGCCAGCUGCUGCCUGAGGUCCUGGGGCUGACUGCCAAGAGAGUGGCCACUUGGAACGCUGAGGAGGUGGCCGGUUUUGUUAAAGGACUCCCUGGAUGUAAAGAACACGCUGCUACAUUUAAAACAGAGCAAAUAGACGGCGAAGCCUUCCUGCUGCUCACCCAAGCAGACAUCGUCAAGAUCCUAUCAAUCAAGUUAGGACCCGCCCUAAAGAUCUACAACUCCAUCCUCAUGCUGAAGAACGCAGAUGAAGAGUAAGAGGUGACUCCAUGAGGAAUCGCUUGCUCUUUACAUGUCCCUCAGCUCUGGCGUCAUCAAUGCUCAGCUACAGACAUUUAACAAAAUCAGUCUGAACGAGUUUCAUAUGUUGAGCCCUGUGACGGUUCAGUCUCACGAGAGAAACACGUGGAAGCCAUCAUCUCUGAAAAUGCCCCCUCCUCUCUCCAUGUUGGACAGAACUGGUCAACCUGAGGGAGAGUUUUCCACUGAUACCAUGAGGAAUCCUUAACUUAUUGUGUUUGUUUACUCAAUCAUUACAAAACAAACUAAGAAAAAACUAAACUACAGGCACCUUCAAGGCUUCUUAACAUUGUACAGUUUAUGAAGUGGAGUUAGUGUCUGUUGCAUUUCCUGUUUUAUUUAAGCUGUAAAGAAAUGGUGCUGAAGCUCAGAGCACGUGGAACAAGUGUGUUUGUUGCUUUUUACAUGGCAAUGGACUUUUAAAAGCUGCAAAAAUACAGUCAUGAGGUGGGGAAAGGUUUUUAAAUCUGAAACCCAGUGGAACAGAAGCACUAUGUAGUUCGGCCUUCUUCCUCAAGAUGGAGAACGUGAGCUGCUCGACAGGCCCAAAGGCAAGAGAGCUGGGUUAAUUUGGAGUUGGCUGAAGCUUGGACUGAAUGGGGGAUGGCUAAAACUCUGUGGGUGUGUGUGUGUGUAGAUGUGACUAAGUGUGUUUGAGAAAUGAGGAUGUAAUUUCCCACUAGCCUGUGUGGUGUGUUGCUUUUCUGGUCAGAGGACUGUUUUGUGAUAUACAGGGCUUAGGGCUAAUUGUUAAAUUAAGGAAACUUGCAAUCCUUUGACGUGGGACAAGAAAUGAACCAGCUCUGUUUGUCUCUGGGUUUUUUUUUUCUUUUGGGGGGUGGGGGACCACAUAUGAAUGUUAAAAACAGCUUUGAGUUGUUUUGCUGAUGCUGAUCACCUUGUUUGGUUCAAAUAACAUCUUGUCAUUUACAUUGUAAAUAGUAUAGACAACUACAAAAGGACUGUCCUUGUUCCCUGUCAGAGUUCGCUCCUGCUUGGUCAUGCAAAGGCUUGACAUCUGUCUAUAGGGAAGGACGGUGUGACAGUGAACUGAAACAGUGAACCUCAAUUCAUACAUAGAUUUUUGAGAAAAACCAAACAUUGUCACCGUCUUUGUAAGUCAGUGUGUACUUCAGCAAGCUGGAAUGUGUACAUCAGCAACUGUUUAUAUGCAAACAGCUUUUAUUUGUGUAUUCUAAUUUAAGGGGUAGCGGUACGAUGUUUUGGCUCUGAGGUGGCUGUUUGAUGGAAUAUGUGAAUGGGUGAAAAUAAACGAGAUGCACACUGCCUGCUGUCCUCAGCUAACCUC
Molecule: messenger RNA, 4028 nt
Organism: Monopterus albus (swamp eel)
Lineage: Eukaryota; Metazoa; Chordata; Actinopteri; Synbranchiformes; Synbranchidae
Gene: l3mbtl1b
Product: L3MBTL histone methyl-lysine binding protein 1b
Exons: 22
Coding region: 113-2677 (854 amino acids)
Biological process (GO): negative regulation of DNA-templated transcription
Cellular component (GO): nucleus
Molecular function (GO): zinc ion binding; histone binding; chromatin binding
Source: RefSeq, a predicted model, not a curated record